Tupaia belangeri chinensis (Chinese tree shrew) is the source of this 930-nucleotide messenger RNA. RefSeq names its product olfactory receptor 9. Gene Ontology annotation, molecular function: olfactory receptor activity; G protein-coupled receptor activity. The record is from RefSeq and is a predicted model, not a curated record. Lineage: Eukaryota; Metazoa; Chordata; Mammalia; Scandentia; Tupaiidae. The coding region runs from base 1 to 930 and encodes 309 amino acids. Gene Ontology annotation, biological process: G protein-coupled receptor signaling pathway. Gene Ontology annotation, cellular component: membrane. The transcript has a single exon.
AUGUGGGGCGGCAAUGGCACGGCAGUCACUGAGUUUAUUUUGUUAGGAUUCUCUGGUUUUGGCUCCCUCCGGGGCCCUCUGUUUUGGGGAGUGCUCUGCAUCUACCUGGUCACCUUGCUGGGCAACUCCCUGAUCAUCCUCCUCACGCUGGCAGACUCUGCCUUGCACUCGCCCAUGUAUUUCCUCCUCCGCCACUUCUCCUUGGUGGAGAUCCUCUACACCACAACCAUUGUGCCUAGGAUGCUGGCCGAUCUCCUGUCCUCCUGCCCCACCAUCCCACCUGCCAGCUGCUUCAUGCAGCUGUAUUUCUUUGCCCUCUUUGGCAUCGCCGAAUGCGGCUUGCUCACUGCCAUGGCCUACGACCGCUAUGCUGCCAUCUGCCGGCCGCUGCGUUACAACACCCUGAUGAACCCGGGAGCAUGCGGGAGCAUGGUGGGUGCCGCCUACCUCACGGGCGUCAUCACCGGCACCACUCACGCCGUCUUCAUCUUCACCUUGCCCUUCCAGGGCGCCAAUACCAUCCAUCACUUUCUGUGUGACAUCCUGCCUGUGCUGAGGUUGGCCACUGCGAGCACCUUCUGGGGCGAAGUGGGAAAUCUCGCCGUGACGAUUGCCUUUAUCCUGACCCCUUUCUCACUGAUCAUAGCCUCUUACGCCUGUAUUCUUGCCACCAUCCUUGGGACUGCGACAUCCCAGGGGCGUCGAAAAAUCUUUUCUACCUGUUCCUCCCACCUGUUUGUGGUCAUGCUCUUUUUUGGAACUGGCACUGCUGCCUAUAUGAGGCCUCAGGCAGGCUCCUCUCAGGACAUGGACCAGGUUCUCACCUUCUUUUACACAGUUGUCACCCCCGUGUUCAACCCGUUUGUCUAUACUCUGAGGAAUAAGGAGGUCACCGGGGCCAUGAAGCGGCUUGUGAAGAGAUACUUUUAG